CCUAGGAGGGAAGCGGGAAGCGCAGGCAUCUACCUAUAAGAAGAAAAGCCUGUUGACUUGGUACCUAAAUGUGAUGAUAGUGGCACUUAGCUAUUUCCAGAGUCUUCUGGGCCAUUAUGGCAGUCAAGUGGACUGGUGGACAUUCUUCUCCUAUUCUCUGCCUCAAUGCAAGUCAAGAAGGGCUAGUGGCUUCUGGAGCAGAGUGUGGAGAUCUCAUGGUUUGGGGUGAAGAUGGGACUCCAUUAGGACACACACACUUCCAAGGGGCUGAUGAUGUUACCAGUGUCUUAUUCUCUCCCUCCUGCCCCACCAAGCUCUAUGCCUCACAUGGAGAAACCAUUAGCAUACUGGAUGUCAGGUCUCUCAAAGAAUCCCUGGACCAUUUUCAUGUGAAUGAAGAAGAAAUCAAUUGUCUUUCAUUGAAUGAAACUGAAAACCUGCUGGCUUCUGCUGAUGACUCCGGAACAAUCAAAAUCCUAGACUUGGAAAAAAAGAAAGUUAGCAGAUCACUGAAGAGACAUUCCAAUAUCUGUUCCUCUGUAGCUUUUCGGCCUCAAAGACCUCAGAGCCUGGUGUCAUGUGGACUGGAUAUGCAGGUGAUGCUGUGGAACCUUCAGAAAGCCCGUCCACUCUGCAUUACAAAUUUACAGGAGGAUGAAAUGGAAGAAAUGGAAAGCCCACAAUCCCCUGGUCAGCUUUUAAACCCUGCCCUAGCCCAUUCUGUGUCUGUGGCAUCGUGUGGCAAUAUUUUUAGUUGCGGUGCAGAAGAUGGUAAGAUUCGAAUCUUUAGGGUGAUGGGAGUCAAGUGUGAACAGGAACUGGGGUUUAAGGGCCAUACUUUGGGGGUAUCCCAGGUCUGCUUUCUGCCAGAAUCCUAUUUGCUGCUUACUGGAGGGAAUGAUGGAAAGAUAAUGUUGUGGGAUGUAGGUGGUGAAGUUGAGAAAAAACAGAAGAGUCCUACAAAACACACUCACAGGAAGAAAACUAAAAGAACAACUGGUACCAAACAGGGUGGAAACACUCAUGCUUCAGUAACAGGUGAAGAAGAACGUGGCACGAUGUUACCAAAGUUAAGUAUUGAACAUGGAGAAAAAGUGAACUGGCUCUUAAGUACAAAAAUAAAGGGAUUCCAAAAUAUAUUGGUAGCUGAUCAAACUAGCUGUAUAUCUCUGUAUCACUUAAAAGAAUUUUAGAUCCAAUAAAACAUUUGAAAGACUGCAGCAAAUCUCUUUUAGGUUAAAAAAAAUCCUGAUUCUUCAUUUAAACUAUUUGUCAUAUGUGGAAUAAUACCUUUCCAUUGUAUACAUUUUAAAACAUUUGAGCAAUUGAAGAUAAUUCCGUAACACUUCAUACCGUAAACGACAUAUUAAAAUUUGGGGGAAGA
Camelus dromedarius (Arabian camel) is the source of this 1384-nucleotide messenger RNA. It is a transcript of the gene WDR53, whose product is annotated as WD repeat domain 53. Gene Ontology annotation, molecular function: protein binding. The record is from RefSeq and is a predicted model, not a curated record. Lineage: Eukaryota; Metazoa; Chordata; Mammalia; Artiodactyla; Camelidae. Bases 117 to 1193 code for a protein of 358 amino acids. The transcript has 4 exons.